AUGAGCGUCGCAUAUAGAAAGAACAACAUGGAAAAUGACACAAAGUCUGAAAUGGCUGAUCUUGGCCCAGCAGUUACAAUCGUCGAAACCUGUGUUUGUCUGCUCUUGAACAUCAUAUCGCUAAACGGGAACUUUUUGGUGUGUUUAGCCGUUUAUAAAAACUCGCGCUUGCGAACCACGACCAACAUUUACAUUAUCGGACUGGCGUUAACCGACUUACUUUCAGCUACGUUUGUGAUGCCAUUCACUUCUGGUGUCCUUAUAACCCGAAAAUGGCCGUAUGGAAAUCUCUACUGCAGCAUACAAGCGUUUCUGGUCAACUUUGGACUAUUCACCUCUACUUCGAUCAUGGGACUCACAGCCUUCAACAGAUACGUAAGAAUUGUUCAUACAAACAGAUACAAUACUAUAUUUUCGAGAUUUAAAUCUCGUAUUACACUAGCGUCGUUGUGCGUGAUCAUAGCCUCGUACAUCGCAAUACCAGGCUUGACUGGAUUGCAAAAUUUUGAAUUUGUUCCUGAGUAUGCCACCUGCCAUAUAACACAUGCAAGUGAAGAAGUUAUGAUAGUUCAUUACUGCGUUGUCGUAUUUUUCUUUCUGGUUUUUCCUUUCAGUUUGGCAACAUUCUGUUACGUCAAAGUGUUUAGGACUAUUACGCAGCAUAAUCUCGAAGUGGCCCCAAAUUUACAAUCGAGAAUUCGCGACGCUCAGAUCACUACCCAAGAGAUAAAAAUUUCAAAAUCUCUUUUCGUGGUAGUGUUAGGAUUCGGAAUGUGUUGGAUACCCGCAUGGAUUCUAGCUUUGAUAAUGCGCUUUAGCGCUUUUCCAUCUUUGCCUAGAGAAUUUUUUCUCAUUCACACCGCCUUAGUUUUCCUAAGCAGCUCUACUAAUGUAUUCAUUUAUGCAGGAAUGAACAACUCGUUCAAAGCAGAAUUUCGACGUUUGCUAUCUUGU
Pocillopora meandrina is the source of this 954-nucleotide messenger RNA. The record is from the annotation of a GenBank genome assembly. Lineage: Eukaryota; Metazoa; Cnidaria; Anthozoa; Scleractinia; Pocilloporidae.